Gigantopelta aegis is the source of this 5797-nucleotide messenger RNA. RefSeq names its product G1/S-specific cyclin-D2-like. The transcript is spliced from 5 exons. Lineage: Eukaryota; Metazoa; Mollusca; Gastropoda; Neomphalida; Peltospiridae. The record is from RefSeq and is a predicted model, not a curated record. Gene Ontology annotation, biological process: mitotic cell cycle phase transition; regulation of cyclin-dependent protein serine/threonine kinase activity; positive regulation of G1/S transition of mitotic cell cycle. Bases 234 to 1103 code for a protein of 289 amino acids. Gene Ontology annotation, molecular function: cyclin-dependent protein serine/threonine kinase regulator activity. Gene Ontology annotation, cellular component: cytoplasm; cyclin-dependent protein kinase holoenzyme complex; nucleus.
UUGAACAUAGAAGAUCGACAAUUUGCUAUUCAUUUCGAUGUUGGCCGGCUUGUUAACCCGUUGAUCUGAAAGUGCAGGACACAUCAUCGGAGCAAACCGGCCAAAUCAAAUAAAUCUACCUCAUAUUUAAUAUUUUUGUGGUCAUUUUAACUCUAGCAGUUUCGUGUGUAGGGGCUCCUUGAAACUGCCGUCAAGAAAAAAGUCGACUUUGGUGUGGACGUUGCAAUCACACAAUGGAUCCAGGCCUGGUGUGUUGUGAAUCCGAAGUGAUUCAGAGAGCUUACGAAGACCCAGUACUUCUGAAAGACAUUCGAGUUCUACAGACACUGCUGCAGACCGAGGAUAAAUAUAUGCCGCGUCAUUCCUACUUCACGAUUUUUCAGACGGACAUCAAGCCUUACAUGAGAAAAAUGGUUGCACAAUGGAUGCUAGAGGUGUGUGAGGAACAGCGCUGUGAAGAGGAGGUUUUCCCACUGGCCAUAAACUACCUGGACCGCGUGUUGUGUGUGAAGGUCAUUCACAGGACUAGUCUGCAGCUGUUAGGAGCUGCGUGUAUGUUUCUCUCGUCCAAACUCAAAGAAACCUGCCCACUGAGUGCCGAGAAACUUGUUGUGUAUACAGACAAUUCAAUAGGACUACAACAGCUAAUGGACAUGGAAUCACUGGUGCUCCAUUACCUGAGGUGGGAUUUGUCAGCGGUCACGCCACACGAUUUCCUGGAGCAGAUUCUCAGUAGAUUACAGUUUGACGUCAACCAGUACGACAGACUAAAACGCCACACACAGACGUUCAUUGCUUUGUGUUGUACAGAUUGUAAGUUUAUGCUGUACCCACCAUCGAUGAUUGCUGCCGGCUGUAUUGGCGCAGCCGCUAGAGGCCUCUGCUCGCCAGAGGGACAACUCGAUUCGAAACUGUUGCUCCGGCUUCACAAGAUAACACACAUUGACGUGGACUGUUUACGGUCAUGUCAAGAACAAGUUGAAGAAACCGUUUCAUCGAAUUUAAUGUCAUUGUCAGAAAACUCGCCCAAAACUCCAACAAAGUCCGAUGAUUUGAAUGAACAGCCUACAACACCCACAGACGUGCGAGACAUCCAUAUAUGAAUGACAUGCUUUAAACGAGCACAGAUGUACACUGUGUGUUGGGAGGGUAUCCACAGUUGAACAAUAUGGUUAAAACGAGCAAAGAUGUUCACAUCUGUUGUGAUCUUCAAAAUGUUGGCACAAACUGUCAUUGGAUUUGUUCCUUGCCUUCCUUCCAUGGAGGGGUAGGAUUUGAGCUGGACGUGGCGUCAUACAUAUAGGUGACAAACUGUUGUUUGGCAGACAACACGUUGACUCGGCAAAAAAAUAAAUGCUGAAAUACGGAAACCGGCUGUUUGUUCUCAGGAACCAUGGACACUGAACUAAAUAAAACCGAUGCCUGGCAAGGAUCCUCUUUGAGGGUUCGACAUGCAACUGUUCGACAGAGCUAAAUAACACAGCGGUUGAUCGAACUGACUGUUAGCACAGAACUAAAUAGUCUAACCAGGACUCCAUUUGCCUACCUAGGGUCCUGUUAGCCCUUCUAGGAUCCCAUUGGAGGACUCAAUUCGAAGGUCAGUAGUACAGAUUCUUAGACCAGAACUAAAUAUGAGUUUUAACUAGGAUUUCAUUGGAGGACUCAACAUGAGGGUCGGUAAUACAGACUUGGAACACGGCUAAAUAAAGAGUCUAACUAGGAUUACAUGAGGACUGAAUAUGAGAGUGGUUGUACAGACUGUUAAUAGUGGUAUUGACAAAUUGAUGAACUAGUAUUGUGCUACCGGCGGAGUGAGGAGGACUGCCAGACUGCCUCACUCCAUGUUGUGUACUUUGAAGUGAUGGACAGACAGACAGUGCUUUGAUUGUGUCACGGACCUCAUAACAUUUGUAAAAUUCAUGUUGAUUACAAGGAAACAGCUUUACCACAAACAUUCUAUAUGAUGAUGAUGUUGAUGUUUUUUUUUUUUGGUUUUUUUUUCAUAACUAGGCCACAGAAUAUCAUCAAAAGCUAUUUACUGCCCAAACCCAAAUCCUGCCAAGCUAUUUCCCCUUUUACAGAUGUCUCCAUUUCAUUGGUUUUUUUUGUUUCUGUAGCAUUUGUCUUCGUAACGUCGUGUAUUGUGAUUGGCUCUAGUGUACAGGUUCUGAGUUUUAUUCAUUGGCAUACUUAGUUAUUGUUUUUGUACUCAUUUAUCAAAGGUCACUCUGAAUGAAAUACUUAAUAUUUUUUAUUGUUUAUCGACGAUAACACAGAAUCACCUUUUUAGGUGCUGUGCGGUUGGUUUCAGUAUAACUUGUAAAUGUUCUCAAACUUGUACUAUAGGAUCAUCGGUGAUAUUUUAAAGUGGCCAGGUGAAAACACAGAUGUUUAUGUUUGAUUUCUUGUCGAUUGUUCAAAUGUAAGAGGCUUAAAGCUGGGACUACUCCGAUAAACUCAGUUCACAAGGAACAGUUGAUCAGAUCAGAAAUCAUUCCACAUGCAAAAGUAAUUGUUCAAACAGAUACGAAGCAAAUUUCAAAACUUUUUUUAACAUAAAAUGCGAAUGUCCAUUAAUGCUCUCUGAAAGCAUGAAUUGUGGUUGAACUGUCGACAAGAAAUCCAACCCUAAUUAACUAAAACCAGCUACCGCCAAGAAUCCACCGUAACAUUGCAUCUAGAGCAGCAGUCUGACAUUAAGAUUUCUGUAAUAAAGAUUUGUGCUAGUGACUGCAAUAAUCAUUAGUUGCAUGAAUCAUUUAGAUUUUGGGCUUCAUGUGUUCAAUUCAAUUUAACUACCAUGUGGUUACUACAAGAGUCACAUGAGACCGUUCCUUUAUCAAGCGUAUGCUAGUACUGAUAUGUCAAACACGUGAUGAGACCGUUCCUUUAUCAAGAGUAUGCUAGUACUGAUAUGUCAAACACAUGAUGUCAAACACGUGAUGAGACCGUUCCUUUAUCAAGAGUAUGCUAGUACUGAUAUGUCAAACACGUGAUGUCAAACACGUGAUGAGACCGUUCCUUUAUCAAGAGUAUGCUAGUACUGAUAUGUCAAACAUGUGAUGAGACCAUUCCUUUAUCAAGAGUAUGCUAGUACUGAUAUGUCAAACAUUUAGUGCUGGGAGAAUAAGGUCUAAUAGGGCUAGCUCUGUGUCAGCAGAACAUUUCGCCAAAUUAUCUAUUAAACUUAAAGAAACCCAGUUAUUUUGUAACAAAAUAUUAAUUAAUACUUGAAAUUAUUUUGCCAUUUGUUUUUGAAAUUCGCAACUGGCCAAUUAGGUGAGUGCCAGGACUAGCCCAGUCUAUAAACAUCUUGUUGAAACCCAACUUGCUAGCGUUUACCUCGGACAUAUCUGACAACUGACUACAAACCCUGAACAGCAUCUGUGAUAAACGCGAGUACUUUUAAUCAAUUUGUCACUGAUUUUAGUGAUUAUAUACUUGAACUAUAAAUCCGUAUUGAUUUACCAAAUCAUGUUCUUAUACACAAAGUAAAUUGAGCAGAAUAUUACUGCCCAACUGGAAUUAAUAUUUCAAUGCUAAAUACUUGUUAGAAGGUGAUAUUGGAAUCGCUUAGUACGAUGAAUUAUUAAAUGUUAUAUAGAAGAAUGCAAUACUUAAGACAAGACUACUUUUAGUAGUUAAUUCAUUAAGAAACAUUUAAUAUAAUUUAUAAUAUUUAUAAUAUUUAGUUUUAUCACUUGAGAAAAAGUAGUAUUGUUAUAUAUAUAUAUAUAUAUAUAUAUAUCACAUUAGUAUGGGACCACUUGGUGUGUGUAAUGCAGGUGAAGUCAUGUUGAAGAGUGUUACAUUGUGUGAGGUUAAAGUGUUACAUUAUGUGAGGUAAAAUUAAUAAUGUUACAUUAUUUGAAGUAACAUUACUUUUACUGAUGUAAAAUUAAGUGUUACAUUAUGUGAAGUAACAUGAUGUGUUACAUGGGGUAACAUGAAGUGUUAAAUUAGUGAAAUAACAUCAAGAGUUAUAUUUUGUGAGUGAGUUAACAUUAACACUGUUACAUUAUGUGAGUGAGUUAACAUUAACACUGUUACAUUAUGUGAGUGAGUUAACAUUAACACUGUUACAUUAUGUGAGUGAGGGAAUAUUAAGUGUUAUAUUAUGUGAGGUACCACCUUAAUGUAUGUUACGUUAAGUCUUCGUAUGGUAAUACACUAGUGUAGAUGGUAAGACGUGAGUAAUACGUUAGUGUAUACCUAACACAUUGGAUUAUGUACGGUUAACACAUUGCAGUAUGUGCGUUUGUUAAAGAACAACUAUAUCUACCUUGGCUGAGUGCAUGUCAUCCCUAUGGAUAAUGAAAGUGUUUGAGAAUUGGGCAGAGAAGAGGGAGAAUGCCAUCCCUAUAGGUGAUAAAAAUGUUUGACUGGAAAGAAAGCAUGUCAUCCCUAUGGGUGAUGAAAGUGUUUGUGAAUUCAACACGAAGAGAGAGCAUGCCAUCCCUAUGGGUGAUGAAAGUGUGAAUUCAGCGUGAAGAGAGAGCAUGCCAUCCCUAUGGGUGAUGAAAGUGUUUGUGAAUUCAACACGAAGAGAGAGCAUGCCAUCCCUAUGGGUGAUGAAAGUGUUUGUGAAUUCAGCACGAAGAGAGGGCAUGUCAUCCCUAUGGGUGAUGAAAGUGUUUGUGAAUUCAGCACGAAGAGAGGGCAUGUCAUCCCUAUGGGUGAUGAAAGUGUGAAUUCAGCACGAGGAGAGGGCAUGUCAUCCCUAUGGGUGAUGAAAGUGUGAAUUCAGUUGAUAUAUUACUACCUCUGCUUUCCUCACUACAUUACACUGACUUUCUGUCACUUUUUUUGUUUUGCCAGAGUUAAGGUUUUUUUUUCAUUUCUACCUCAUGUCCAGUAAGUAAUCACUAACUCUUGUUUCGACAGGUCGAUUACCUGUCUUCAAACUUGCAUUACAAAACAGAACGAUUAUGAAUUCUUUUAACAUGCAGUUGCAAUGCUGACAACACCAAGCUUUAGUCAGGUGAACGUUGUGAAACUAUUAGAAUGUUGAGAAGAAUGUUUGGUUAUGAAAUAGCAAUGCUGUUAGGUACAUUUCGUCUUUCAAGACACCAGAAGCUGUGAUAAUGCGUAUUAGAAUAUUUCCGCUUUUUAUAUAAAAUGGGAUCAAGCAAUAACUCAAUUGUAAGUCGGCCUUCAGUGGCUACUUGUUAUAAAUUUCAUUUCAUGUUAUAUUUUUUAAACAUGGUCAAAGAAUCAAAGUGUAAAAUUGUUUGUAUCUUUAUGAUUCCCAUGAAGGAUUGGGAACCAUGACAGACAGUGGUGUUGCCAUGGUGAUCGCUGGUGGUGUGUGUGGCAUCGGUCUGGGCUGACAGUUUGUGAUAUUUUUGAUAAUUGUGUGAAAAGUAGGCCCACACCUUUGCUGUGUUUGAUGCAGUCUGCCCAUUGAUCAGUUAAAGCAAUGGUGGUUGCAGACAUUUUGUCAGUGAAUGCAUGUGCAGAACUGAAGUGCGAAUGAUAGCUGUUUGUGUACUUGCCACUUACUGUUUGUUUUGUUUUUUCUAUAAUGUUCGUCAGCGGGCAAGUUGUCUCGGAUGCAGCCAGCGGUGUUUAGAAAGAGAUCUACCCAUUGUGACACUGUCUUGGCCUCUGUGUUGAAAGUUAUUUGAGUUCCAUGAGUUAACUUGCUAUAACUUGCAUUAAGCAUCACAUGCAGUGUGUUUGAAUCUCUUUCAGGGUGUUUGUGCUGCAGACAUACAUGUUCGGUUCUUUUGUAUUUGUAAUGAAAUGGUCUUCUAUAUGUACAUAACAUGCUAAUAAAAAUGCAGUUGAAACCGUU